AUGAAAAAGUUUAAUUUCUUAAAAUACUAGUUCAGCACCUUAUUCGAAUAUUAAAAUCUAAGUUAAAGAAAUAAAUUAAAUGAGUAUAAAUAAGGAUUUCUGAUAAGUAAAGAUUUUGAGUCUUACUACAAUUAUAUUAAAGUAACAAAACAAAAUAUAUGAUUAAGAUUCUUAGUAGAUUAAAGAUGUACGAUGAAAUAUUAUAAGCCAAAAGCAGUGUACCUAUAUUUAAAAAAAUCUAAUUUUGGAGAGAACCAAAAAACAAAGUAAUUAAAGAUUGGAUUCGAUAAGCAUAAGAUGAAUAUUAUAACUAAAAUCCAUAAGACUUACCAUUACCUUGGUUUGUAAAAUAUCCAAUCAUUUUUUUCAUUUCUUAUGAAGUAUUCUCUACAAUUUUUGAUAUUGACAUUGAAAUUAGUUUGAAUAUUAUUCCAGAAGAGAAGGAAGUAAAAAAAACAACAGGAUUUAAAGAUGUAAUAGGAAUAGAUGAUUAUAAAGAGGAAUUGUAGGAAGUAGUUGAUUUUCUAAGAAACCCUAGUAAAUAUCAUGAAUCAGGAGCAAAAUUGCCAAAAGGUAUAUUACUAGUAGGUAGACCAGGAACAGGAAAAACUUUGUUAGCAAGAGCUUUGGCAGAGGAAGCAGGUUGUACAUUUUUGUACAAAUCAGGAGCUGAAUUUGAUGAAAUGUUUGUAGGAGUAGGUUCAUCUAGAGUGCGUUAAUUAUUUUAAGAAGCAAGAUAAAAAUAACCAUGUAUAAUUUUUAUUGAUGAAAUUGAUUCUAUCGGUGGAUCAAGAGGAGGUGAUGAUCCAAAGAGAUAUGGAACUAUUAAUCAAAUUUUAACUGAGAUGGAUGGAUUUAGAUAAAAUGAGGCAAUUAUUGUUAUUGGAGCUACAAAUAUGGAAUAAUCAUUAGAUGCUGCACUUACAAGAGCAGGAAGAUUUGAUAAGACUAUUCAUAUAAUGUUACCUGAUAUUAAGGGUAGGAAACAACUGUUUGAAUAUUAUUUAAAGUAAAUAAAACAUGCUGAUAUUGACACUCAAUUAUUAGCUAGAUAGACUACAGGAUUAACUGGAGCAGAUAUUGAAAAUAUUGUAAACAUAGCCAUAAUGAAUGCAGUAAAAGAGAAACGAUAAAAAGCAUUAGCAAAUGAUUUUUAACAUGCUAUUGAUAGAACUAGGAUGGGAAUAAGAUAUAAAUUGACAGAUUAAGAUAAGAUUUUAACAGCAUAUCAUGAAAGUGGACAUGCAUUAAUUAAUCUCUUAACAGNAUAUUAAAUAAACCUAAAUGAAAAAGUUUAAUUUCUUAAAAUACUAGUUCAGCACCUUAUUCGAAUAUUAAAAUCUAAGUUAAAGAAAUAAAUUAAAUGAGUAUAAAUAAGGAUUUCUGAUAAGUAAAGAUUUUGAGUCUUACUACAAUUAUAUUAAAGUAACAAAACAAAAUAUAUGAUUAAGAUUCUUAGUAGAUUAAAGAUGUACGAUGAAAUAUUAUAAGCCAAAAGCAGUGUACCUAUAUUUAAAAAAAUCUAAUUUUGGAGAGAACCAAAAAACAAAGUAAUUAAAGAUUGGAUUCGAUAAGCAUAAGAUGAAUAUUAUAACUAAAAUCCAUAAGACUUACCAUUACCUUGGUUUGUAAAAUAUCCAAUCAUUUUUUUCAUUUCUUAUGAAGUAUUCUCUACAAUUUUUGAUAUUGACAUUGAAAUUAGUUUGAAUAUUAUUCCAGAAGAGAAGGAAGUAAAAAAAACAACAGGAUUUAAAGAUGUAAUAGGAAUAGAUGAUUAUAAAGAGGAAUUGUAGGAAGUAGUUGAUUUUCUAAGAAACCCUAGUAAAUAUCAUGAAUCAGGAGCAAAAUUGCCAAAAGGUAUAUUACUAGUAGGUAGACCAGGAACAGGAAAAACUUUGUUAGCAAGAGCUUUGGCAGAGGAAGCAGGUUGUACAUUUUUGUACAAAUCAGGAGCUGAAUUUGAUGAAAUGUUUGUAGGAGUAGGUUCAUCUAGAGUGCGUUAAUUAUUUUAAGAAGCAAGAUAAAAAUAACCAUGUAUAAUUUUUAUUGAUGAAAUUGAUUCUAUCGGUGGAUCAAGAGGAGGUGAUGAUCCAAAGAGAUAUGGAACUAUUAAUCAAAUUUUAACUGAGAUGGAUGGAUUUAGAUAAAAUGAGGCAAUUAUUGUUAUUGGAGCUACAAAUAUGGAAUAAUCAUUAGAUGCUGCACUUACAAGAGCAGGAAGAUUUGAUAAGACUAUUCAUAUAAUGUUACCUGAUAUUAAGGGUAGGAAACAACUGUUUGAAUAUUAUUUAAAGUAAAUAAAACAUGCUGAUAUUGACACUCAAUUAUUAGCUAGAUAGACUACAGGAUUAACUGGAGCAGAUAUUGAAAAUAUUGUAAACAUAGCCAUAAUGAAUGCAGUAAAAGAGAAACGAUAAAAAGCAUUAGCAAAUGAUUUUUAACAUGCUAUUGAUAGAACUAGGAUGGGAAUAAGAUAUAAAUUGACAGAUUAAGAUAAGAUUUUAACAGCAUAUCAUGAAAGUGGACAUGCAUUAAUUAAUCUCUUAACAGAAAACACGGUACCAUUAGAUAAAGUAACCAUUUUACCUAGAGGAAGUGCUUUGGGUUAUACUUCAAUGGUUCCAAAAGAGGAUACUUUAUCAUAAACAAGAGGUAAUAUUCUAGCUGCUAUUGAUGUUUGUAUGGGUGGUAGAGCAGCAGAAGAUAUUAAAUUUGGUAAAGAUAACAUUUCAUCUGGUUGUGGUUCAGAUUUGGCUAAUGCUACUGCCAUGGCAUAUGCUUAUGUGAAAGAUUUAGGAAUGGGGGAUACAUUGAUUUCAGAUGCAUAAACAAGCAAAAAGUUUAGUUAUCUUGUAGACUUGUAAGUGAAAUAAUUAUUAGAAGUAAUAUAUAUAAAUAUAAUUAUUUAUAGGAAUCUUAUAAUAGAGUUAGAAAUAAAUUAGAGUAAAAUUAAUAGGUGCUGUCAAGAUUUGCUGAAGAAUUAUUGAAACAUGAAACAAUGACUGCUGAUUAAUUGAAACGUUUAUUAUGAUU
Molecule: messenger RNA, 3033 nt
Organism: Paramecium pentaurelia
Lineage: Eukaryota; Ciliophora; Oligohymenophorea; Peniculida; Parameciidae
Source: the annotation of a GenBank genome assembly